UGCUUCGAUUCGGUCUUCGGCCAGCUCAAGACUGUUUGGGUUCAUACAUAUCCUCCUUGACUUGAUCGAUCGGAAAUCCCAACAGAACCGACAUCAUGGCAGAUUCGAUGGACGUAGACCAGAAUUCAGUCACCAAACCUGACCCAGAACCAACUUCCAAGGAGCAAAAAAGAUUUGUGGUCAAGAAGUGGAAUGCCGUAGCCCUGUGGGCCUGGGAUAUCAUUGUUGAUAAUUGUGCGAUUUGCAGGAAUCACAUCAUGGACCUUUGUAUCGAAUGUCAAGCCAAUCAGGCGAGUGCGACCAACGAGGAAUGUACGGUUGCUUGGGGAACUUGUAAUCAUGCUUUCCAUUUCCACUGUAUCUCGAGGUGGCUUAAAACUCGUCAAGUUUGUCCCCUUGAUAAUCGGGAAUGGGAACUCCAAAAGUAUGGUCGAUGACGAAACUCCAGCUUCCACACUUGCCAAUGGUACGCUGUGUAAUCGGAAUUGGAUUAUAUUCAACUUUCCUGGAUUUCUUUUCCAGAUUGACUGUGGUCCCCGAAACAAUUGAAAAUGAUGUACCAAUGUAUUAAAUAAUCGUCUAAAUGGUCACAUGGAGAGGACUACUACUACUAGUCCGACUUGAUGAAGAAACGUGGACUUGGGGUACUUCCACCCAUUGAUCAAGUUGCUUGGUAAUUUGCUUUAUGAUUUCAUCCGGUUUAAAUCGUUUUUAGAACGUUCUAGUAGAUCCAGUUGAAUGAUUUUCACAGUUUAGAUGUCGAUUUUAUUUUCAUUUUGAUUGCCAUCUGAGCGGGAAGAUUUCAGUCAUUCCCCUUGAGCAUCUUGAUUGAAUGGGAUUCAUCAAAGCAAUCGCAACCUCACGUAGGAUUUGGCAGU
This is a messenger RNA of Puccinia graminis f. sp. tritici CRL 75-36-700-3, 878 nucleotides long. RefSeq names its product RING-box protein 1. Bases 96 to 437 code for a protein of 113 amino acids. Gene Ontology annotation, biological process: ubiquitin-dependent protein catabolic process; protein ubiquitination. Gene Ontology annotation, cellular component: nucleus; cullin-RING ubiquitin ligase complex. The record is from RefSeq and is a predicted model, not a curated record. Lineage: Eukaryota; Fungi; Basidiomycota; Pucciniomycetes; Pucciniales; Pucciniaceae. The transcript is spliced from 6 exons. Gene Ontology annotation, molecular function: zinc ion binding; cullin family protein binding; ubiquitin protein ligase activity.